This is a messenger RNA of Guillardia theta CCMP2712, 399 nucleotides long. RefSeq lists its product as hypothetical. NCBI's taxonomy places the organism in Eukaryota, Cryptophyceae, Pyrenomonadales, Geminigeraceae. The record is from RefSeq and is a predicted model, not a curated record. Bases 1 to 399 code for a protein of 132 amino acids. The transcript has 6 exons.
AUGAUCAAGUCGCUGAAGGAGGAGACCGAGAGGAGGAUCCGAGCGGAGGAGAAACUCUGCAAGCAGCGACACCUGGCCCAGCAAUCACUCCAGGACGCUGUCUUCAUAGCCAAGUACCUCGACCUCUCCCUGCCGUCCCAGCCGGAACCACCCCUGUCCCCCACCGACCAAGAGCAGGAGCCCCUCGAGCUCUCUCUCAGCUGUACCAGGGAGAUCUGCAAACAGCUAUCUCAGCGCUUCCUCGAGAAGCAGAAGGAGGAGAAGAAGCUGCAGGCAGAAAGAGACCAGCUCUUCGAGGACUUCGGACGACUGAGCGAGCUAGUGCAGUUCUUGCAAGAAAGAUGCAACACGCUGGAGGCGGAGUUGUUGCAAUAUCAAGACUUUGAAGAUCAAGAGUAG